GGGCCGCGGCGUAGCGACGCAACCUGCUCUCGGUUUACGUCACGGCGCGGGCGGAAGAUGGCCGGGUUGUUCUCUAGCAGCUGCUGACCCGGCAGUGCGGAGCCGGAGCCUGGCUCCCGCUGCCACUGAGUGGCCGCCGCCAUGUCACUGCUGCAGUCUGCUCUGGACUUCCUGGCAGGUCCUGGUUCUCUUGGUGGAGCUGCCGGCCGUGACCAAAGUGACUUCGUGGGGCAGACUGUGGAACUGGGCGAGCUACGUCUGCGGGUGCGGCGGGUCCUAGCCGAAGGAGGGUUCGCAUUUGUUUAUGAAGCUCAAGAUCUGGGAAGUGGCAGAGAGUAUGCAUUAAAGAGAUUAUUAUCCAAUGAAGAGGAAAAGAACAGAACCAUCAUUCAGGAAGUUUGCUUCUUGAAAAAACUUUCCGGCCACCCCAACAUUGUUCAGUUCUGCUCUGCAGCGUCCAUAGGAAAAGAGGAGUCAGACACCGGGCAGGCUGAGUUCCUCCUGCUUACAGAGCUCUGUAAAGGACAGCUGGUGGAGUUUCUCAGGAGAGUUGAAUGUAAAGGCCCUCUGUCCUGCGACAGCAUUCUGAAGAUCUUCUACCAGACAUGCAGAGCAGUGCAGCAUAUGCACAGGCAGAAACCACCCAUCAUCCACAGGGAUCUCAAGGUUGAAAACUUACUGCUUAGUAACCAGGGGACCAUUAAGCUGUGUGACUUUGGCAGUGCCACAACUAUCUCCCAUUAUCCUGACUACAGCUGGAGCGCCCAGAAGCGAGCCAUGGUGGAGGAAGAGAUCACGAGGAAUACCACACCCAUGUACAGAACGCCAGAAAUUGUAGACCUGUAUUCCAACUUUCCCAUUGGCGAGAAGCAGGAUAUCUGGGCACUGGGCUGUAUCUUAUACCUACUAUGUUUCCGGCAGCAUCCUUUUGAGGAUGGAGCAAAACUUCGGAUAGUCAAUGGGAAGUACUCCAUUCCUGUGAAUGACACUCGUUACACAGUCUUCCAUGACCUUAUUCGUGCAAUGCUAAAGGUCAACCCAGAGGAGAGGCUGUCCAUUGCUGAAGUUGUCCGACAACUUCAGGAAAUUGCAGCAGCCAGGAAUGUGAACCCCAAGGCCCCCAUCACAGAGCUGCUGGAACAGAAUGGUGGCUUUGGGAAUUCAGGGCCUUCAAGAGCACCACCUGCUCCUGGGGGCCCUGUGAAUAGCAGUUACGGUGGAGUUAUGACUCUGGCAGAGUAUGACCAGCCCUAUGGUGGGUUUCUCGACAUCCUGCGGGGCGGGACAGAACGGCUCUUCACCAACCUCAAGGAUACUUCCUCCAAGGUCAUCCAGUCUGUGGCUAACUAUGCAAAGGGUGAUCUGGACAUAUCUUAUAUCACAUCCAGAAUUGCAGUGAUGUCAUUCCCAGCAGAAGGUGUGGAGUCAGCGAUCAAAAACAACAUAGAGGAUGUGCGGUUGUUUCUGGAUGCCAAGCAUCCAGGACACUAUGCUGUUUACAACCUGUCUCCAAGGAUAUACCGGGCUUCCAAAUUCCACAACCGGGUCUCUGAGUGUGGCUGGGCAGCCAGGCGGGCACCACAUCUCCACGGUUUGUAUACUCUAUGCAGGAACAUGCAUGCCUGGCUCCGGGAAGACCACAGGAACGUCUGUGUUGUGCACUGCAUGGAUGGGAGAGCUGCCUCUGCUGUGGCAGUUUGCGCAUUCCUGUGCUUCUGCCGUCUCUUCAGCACUGCAGAGGCUGCCGUGUACAUGUUCAGCAUGAAGCGCUGCCCGCCAGGCAUAUGGCCGUCCCACAAAAGGUAUAUUGAAUAUGUAUGUGACAUGGUGGCAGAGGAGCCCAUCACACCCCAUAGCAAGCCAAUGCUGGUGAAAUCUGUUGUCAUGACCCCUGUGCCAUUGUUCAGCAAGCAAAGGAAUGGCUGCCGACCAUUCUGUGAGGUCUAUGUUGGGGAGGAACGCAUAACCACCACAUCCCAGGAAUACGACAGGAUGAAGGAAUUUAAAAUUGAGGAUGGCAGGGCUGUUAUCCCCCUGGGCGUAACAGUUCAAGGGGAUGUGCUCAUCAUCAUUUACCAUGCCAGAUCCACUUUAGGAGGGAGACUGCAGGCCAAGAUGGCGUCCAUGAAAAUGUUCCAGAUCCAGUUCCACACUGGGUUCGUGCCUCGAAAUGCAACCACUGUGAAAUUUGCAAAGUAUGACCUGGACGCUUGUGAUAUUCAGGAGAAGUACCCAGAUCUGUUCCAGGUAAAUCUGGAGGUGGAGGUGGAAUCAAGAGACAGGCCCAGCCGAGAAGCUCCACCUUGGGAGAAUACGAGCCUGCGGGGCCUGAACCCCAAGAUUCUCUUUUCAAGCAGGGAAGAGCAGCAGGACAUCCUGUCUAAGUUUGGGAAGCCAGAGCUACCCCGGCAGCCGGGCUCCACAGCUCAGUAUGACGCUGAGGCAGGGUCUCCGGAGGCUGAGAUCACAGAGUCGGACUCACCGCAGAGCAGCAGCACGGACACCAACCACUUUCUUCACACGCUGGAUUGGCAGGAGGAAAAAGAACCAGAGACUGGUGCAGAUAAUACCUCUCCUAAGGAGAGUCAGUCUGUCCUGAUUGCAGACAGAGAUGGAAGUGAAAUGUCAGAUGAAGAAGAGCCUCCAUUCCCCAGUGAAGAGAGGGAGCCAGGGUCUGGAGAAGACACACCAAGGCUGGCAGCUGGGACCAGACAGCAAGAUUUAAUAUUUGAUGUGGGCAUGCCUGCUGCCCAACAGGACCCUGCACCGCAGGAAGAGGGUGUGGAUCUCCUGGGCCUGCACUCUGAGGGUGACUCAGUGCCUGCUGCCCCCUUGCAGACUUGCAGGGUCCCCUCCAGCAACACUGACCUGUUGAGCUGCCUUCUUGAGCCAUCUGAUGCUGCUCAAAUGGGAACUCCUGGUGACCUGCUUGGUGUGGACCCAUUUGACCAACUCCUACUGUCAUCCAACUCAGAUGCCCAGCCCUGCUCCAAGCCUGAUCUUUUUGGAGAAUUUCUCAAUCCUGACUCUGUAGCUUCCUCAGCUGCCUUCCCAUCCACCCACAGUGCCCCGCCCCCAUCCUCCAGCACUACUUUCCUGCACCUAGGGGAUCUCAAAGCAGAGCCCAACAAGGUGAUAGCUUCAUCAAGCCACCCAGAUCUGCUCGGAGGAUGGGAUACCUGGGCUGAGACUGCUAUGCCCGGUCCGGCCUCCAUGCCAGUACCAGAAGGUCCCCUCUUCUCUUCUGGAGGUCACCCAGGCCCACCAGGUCACCACCCCAGCCAAACCAAGUCUCAGAGCCUAGACCCAUUUGCUGAUCUCAGUGAUCUCAGCUCUAGCCUCCAAGGCCUGCCUGCUGGACUUCCUACAGGGGCCUUUGCUACCACAUCAGCCUCCAUUCCCAAAAGCAGCAGCUCCUGGCAGACAAGUCGUCCCACAGCCCCAGGAACCUCAUGGACCCCCCAGGCCAAGCCAGCCCCCAGAGCCUCUGAACAGCUAAGGUCUCACUUUAGUGUGAUUGGAGCUCGAGAGGAGAGAGGUGUCCGUGUGCCCAGCUUUGCCCAAAAGCCAAAAGUCUCAGAAAAUGAUUUUGAAGAUCUGCUGCCUAAUCAAGGUUUCUCCAAAUCUGACAAGAAGGGGCCAAAGACCAUGGCUGAGAUGCGGAAACAGGACCUAGCCAGAGACACAGACCCAUUAAAGUUGAAGCUUUUGGAGUGGAUUGAAGGCAAGGAGAGGAACAUCCGUGCACUGCUGUCCACGCUGCACACAGUACUGUGGGAUGGGGAGAGCCGCUGGACACCUGUGAGUAUGGCUGACCUGGUGACUCCAGAGCAGGUGAAGAAGCAGUACCGCCGAGCAGUGCUGGUAGUGCAUCCAGAUAAAGCCACUGGGCAGCCAUACGAGCAGUAUGCCAAGAUGAUCUUCAUGGAGCUGAAUGAUGCAUGGUCUGAGUUUGAGAACCAGGGCUCAAGGCCUCUCUUCUGAGGCCAGUGAUUGCUGUGACUGCAAGAGCUGCUCAUGACGCCCGAAUGCUGCUGGCCUGACUGAUGCACAGAUGGGACCAUAGCAGGUGUGGCAGGUGAUGCGGCCCCAGGGGCCUGGACCAUCUACUCCCAGCCAUCCUGCAUUCAUCAUGGACAAAUACCAUUCCAUGGCUGGGAGAGAAAGCAUUCCUCAGAUCUGAUGUUUGUUGUUUUGUUUUUCUUUUUCUUGUCCCAGAGGAAAAGUGUUGAUUUAUACUCCUUCCACAGCUGUCACGGUUUGUGACUUACUUGGUGUCUGGUGGCUGUCACCUCUUGAAUGGCACAUGUCGCCGGCACUGCCCUCCUGUCACUUCUUCAAAUCUGGGGGCAUUCACACCCUACUCUGAUCAGUUCACCAAUCAUCUGUACAUAAUUAAACUAUUUUCUGAUGGCUGGUGCA
Molecule: messenger RNA, 4422 nt
Organism: Alexandromys fortis (reed vole)
Lineage: Eukaryota; Metazoa; Chordata; Mammalia; Rodentia; Cricetidae
Gene: Gak
Product: cyclin G associated kinase
Exons: 28
Coding region: 142-3984 (1280 amino acids)
Biological process (GO): regulation of clathrin-dependent endocytosis; clathrin-dependent endocytosis; clathrin coat disassembly
Cellular component (GO): vesicle; cytoplasm; intracellular membrane-bounded organelle
Molecular function (GO): clathrin binding; protein serine/threonine kinase activity; ATP binding
Source: RefSeq, a predicted model, not a curated record